Triplophysa rosa is the source of this 1931-nucleotide messenger RNA. RefSeq lists its product as uncharacterized. The record is from RefSeq and is a predicted model, not a curated record. The coding region runs from base 799 to 1890 and encodes 363 amino acids. The transcript has a single exon. Lineage: Eukaryota; Metazoa; Chordata; Actinopteri; Cypriniformes; Nemacheilidae.
CAGAGUUUUGUGUUUUCAAUGGAUUGUAUAUUGGAACGAUCAAUCAAUCAUCCUUCCUCUGUUAUAACAAAUGACUAGAAAGGUCAUGAAAAUGUCAUGGAAUUAAUUGGAAUAAGCGUGGGAACCCUGUAGAAGUGUGCUAAACUGGAUUAUCAGGUUGGCAGCUAUCUGUGUCUUUUGGAAAUCAAAUCAAAUAUUAAAAACAAAUCCCUCUGGGUCCUGGUUGAAGAGUUUAGGUGUUUCUAUGUUGGAACUGGGUGAACCUGUUAAAUUUAUGCUAAUGUUUAAAUGUGUGUAACACAUACUGUGAAGUCUUGUCGUGUGGAUAUGAGAAAACUUGAGCUAAAUUGAGAGAAAAUGACAGUGAGAUGUUUACGUUGUGUGAUGAAGUAUAAAAAAAGUGAUUUAGAUGAUUAACCCUAAAACCAACAGUAAUAUUCUGCAUUAUUCUCAUGAGGAAAAUAAUUCCUGCCCUGUUCAACUGUGACCUUCAGCAUCCCCAAAACAGCAUCAGUAGCCAAAUACUACUCCUGCUGUCGGGUGCCUGCUGAACUCUGUGGAUUAAUGUGUCUGUGCGUGUGUGUGUGUGUGAGACUCAAAGGAUUUCCUGUGUGUGUUUGUGGAUUAGAGGAUUUUUAUCUGUGUGUGGCCAGUUUGAUGCACAGCAAGAAGACAGAGAAAGAUUCAUAGAAAGACGACAUUUGUGAUGGUCUGAUAGAAGAGGACAUGACAGAAGAGUUUUUCAACAUGUCCAGUGUGAGUGGCUGUCUGUAGGAUUUUAGCGCAUGUUAGGUGAACAUGCGUGAGCCGUGCCGUGCAUGCGGUGGGUGCAUGCAGGGCACUCAAUGUCGCUGGUUGUUCAGUGCAUGCGGGCGUGCGAGGUUGGCGGUGAUCCUCUCACACGUGUUGGAGUCAGAGGUGCGUCGGGACGGCCACGGCGAGUUCCUCUGCGGGAAAUGUGUGUUUUCACUGGAGCGUGUGGUGCAUUACGACGUUGCCAUUGGACAGCUGCAGGAUGCACACGCCGCCCAGCUGCAGAGGCUGCAGAACGAAAGAGACAGAUUAAAAAUGCACAUCGCAAACAAAUACGAACAACAUAACCUAUCAAAACCAGACGGUGGCGGAUUGCAGAAGUCUUUCAAAAGGAACGUCAAAAUUGGAACAAUCCUGCCAAGUCCAAACCAACUGCGAUGCAUCCGACGGUCUGAGCAGUCUUCAGUUCAACCAAAGCUGGAUCAAGCGGCGGUUGAUGACAAGUGGAAGACGCCUGGAAGAAGCCAAGGGGUGAAAACGAGUGGUGAUGUCAGACAGCGGAAGUUCACAGGGCAUUUGAGGAGAUGUGUGAGUCUUGAACCACUAAGCAGGGCAGGAACAGAUCACUGUCAAUGUUUGCAGGUAAAUGUAUCUCCACGUCAGAGUAAAGACGCACAUUCUGGAGUGCUGGGAAACCGAGAGUACUUGAGCAUAGUGCAUAAGAAGAGCACUCUGUCUCGAUCAACUUCCCUCCAAUCAGUGACCCUCGAGCGGUCUGACCACUCCCCCAUCGGUGCAGCAUACGGGAGGAACACUCUCAAAACCUCACUGGUGUUUGAUAUACUUCAACUCUUAAAGAUCGUGCGAGGGGUGCGCCCCAUCCCACAAUGCGAGGGUAGCAAGAUUCCAGUACUGACGCCUUCACGCUUCACCUUCGGACAUGCUCACCAGGGUGUGAAAUCGAUGGCGGAGAAAAGACUGAGAGAAAUGGAGGAAGAUUUUAAUGAUGAGUACACACCUUUUAGACCGGAGGUACACGCUCAUACACUUGCUGUGACACAUGGAUGCACCUCUGGUUACACGGGCAGGAGUUCAGUCAGAUUGGACGGCACGUUUAUUCUGACACAUAAAAUGUAAAUAUGUGUGUGCUUUAAAACCGUGUUUGUGCUUUUUGUGUG